This is a messenger RNA of Anopheles merus, 1423 nucleotides long. RefSeq names its product syntaxin-4. Gene Ontology annotation, molecular function: SNARE binding; SNAP receptor activity. NCBI's taxonomy places the organism in Eukaryota, Metazoa, Arthropoda, Insecta, Diptera, Culicidae. The record is from RefSeq and is a predicted model, not a curated record. The coding region runs from base 486 to 1361 and encodes 291 amino acids. Gene Ontology annotation, cellular component: synaptic vesicle; membrane; SNARE complex. The transcript has 6 exons. Gene Ontology annotation, biological process: intracellular protein transport; vesicle-mediated transport; vesicle fusion.
CAUGUAGCGCAAAGAGCGCAAGCAUGUGCGUGGGGCUUGCGUGUGUGCGCGAAUGCGCGACCCUUCACGUACGUCGCGCAUACACGGUACUACGGACUGGUGGUACUGGUGGCGCGUGUGUUGGUCUGUGUGGUCGUCGGUCUCGAUUUCUGCUCCGCUAUUAGCGGCUUAGUGCUAACGGUGGUUCGUCUCGGUGUGGAUCUCGGUACGGUCGUUCAGCUUUUCUCGCCCUGGGGCAGGGGAGAGAGGGAGAUGAAGGUCCCGAUGACAACGGUCCACCACGGUUCGCGCAGUGCCCUAUGAAUCAGCGCUUCACACCGCAUCAUCAAUCAAACUUUUCCAAAACUCUUCCACUGUCGAGCGAAUAGACUCUGCGAAUAGUCAAAUGCUUCUGAGCGGCGGCGUAACGGCGUAACGUCCUGCAACGCACGCAUCUUCAGUAUCCGUUCACCCCGACGCGCUAAUCGAGCGAUACAAGGGCCACGAUGGUGAAGGACCGCCUGGCCGAGUUGAAAGGCAAAAGUAAGUACGCGAAUCAAGGGACGCAGGAUGGGGCGUCCGAGGUGGCCAUGCCGCUCACCAGGUCACAGGAGGAAAUUUUUGAAAAUCUCGAAAAAUUUGCACAGCUCACUGCCUGGAUACAGACGAUACGAAGCAACAUUGCCCAAAUGCGGCAACAGAUCGGGUCCUCAAAGUUCCACUACAACGACAAACCCAUCCGGGACCAGGUGGAGGAAAGACUGAAGGAAAACAAUCAGCUCUGCCAGCGAAUUUACACCACGAUCCGACAGCUCGAGUCUGAGCUCGGAGAGGACUGCAUCCGAACCGGGGUGCUGUUUCGCAUCAAGAACACACAGUUCCUGGUGAUACGGGACGACUAUCUCAGCGCGUACCGGGAGCACGAGGAGUUCGUGGCGUACUACGAGCAGCGCAUUAUGGCUCUGAUGAAGCUGGAAGCAAAAGCAAUGAGCUACAACAUCACGGACGAUGAGGCGUUGGAGCAACUCACCGGCAAUCAGAUGUCGCCGUUCGUAGGCAAUCUGCUGGAGGAAACGGAACGGGAGCGGCAAAAGCUGCGCGACAUCAUGACCCGCCACAGUCAGCUGGAAGCGCUCGAGAAGUCCCUAGUCGAGGUGCGGGACAUGUUCGUGCGCAUCUCGAGCCUGGUGAUGGAGCAGGGCAGCCUGGUGCAGGUGAUCGAGUACCACGCGCAGCAGGCCACGCUCAACACCGAUCACGGUGCGCACCAGCUGCAGAAGGCGCGCGAGUAUAAGAUCAAGGCGCUCAAGAAGCGCACCUGUCUGCUGAUCUGGGUCAGUACCGCUCUCGCGGUGUUGCUGUUUUUGGUCAUCGUUUUCUAGCCCAAACCCCGCCCGUCUGCCUUAUUUACAUUUACAUCUCCGCAGCUUUUGUGCGAGACACA